Molecule: messenger RNA, 1005 nt
Organism: Chelmon rostratus (copperband butterflyfish)
Lineage: Eukaryota; Metazoa; Chordata; Actinopteri; Chaetodontiformes; Chaetodontidae
Gene: elmod1
Product: ELMO/CED-12 domain containing 1
Exons: 11
Coding region: 1-1005 (334 amino acids)
Molecular function (GO): GTPase activator activity
Source: RefSeq, a predicted model, not a curated record
AUGAAGCAUUUUCUGAGAGUCGUGACCCAGUUCUUCGUGUUCCUCUACUGUAAAUGUCUGUGGCGGGGCCUGAAGUUUGUCGUCAGGAAGUUUACAGGACGCUGCGAGCUGCAGCGAAUCUGCUACAACAACAAGCACGGAGCCCGCAGGACCCUCAAGAUAGAGUCAUCUCUGAGGUACUCCAAGAAUGAGCUGCUGCAGUCUGCCCUCAGCGUCCAUCCUGAUAAAGUGGAGAAAACCAUUGACGACAUCAUGGCCUUGAAGAAGAUUAACCCCGACACCAACCCACAGCUGGGCAUCUCUCUUCAGGCCAGCCUGCUGCAGAUUGUGGGCUACAGGAGCCUGGUGGCUGAGGUGGAGAAGCUGCGCAGGGAGCUGUACGACUGUGAAAACCCGGAGCACGAAGACAAGCUGAUGAAGCUAUGGAAGGAGCUGCGUCCUGACACGCCUCUCACCGGCCGCAUCUCUAAACAGUGGUGUGAGAUUGGUUUCCAAGGCAGCGAUCCUAAGACUGAUUUCAGAGGCAUGGGCCUGCUGGGCCUGCACAACCUGCUGUAUUUCGCAGAACACGACAAGGCUACUGCUCUGCAGAUGCUCCACGACUCCCUGCAACCGAAGCACAAUCACAUCACAGAAUAUCUGAGUGAGAUAAACAAGCCUGAAUGGGAACAGAAGAACCUCGACAAAGCUAUCGGUUAUUCUUUUGCCAUCGUGGGCAUCAACAUCACAGACCUGGCCUACUCGCUGUUGGUGAGUGGAGCCCUGAAGACCCACCUGUACAACGUGGCCCCGGAGAUGCCCAGCCUGCUGCACUUCCAGCAGACCUUCUGUUACCUGAUGCAGGAGUUUCACCGUUUCUGGAUCGAGGAGGAUCCCAGUGACAUCAUGGAGUUCAACCGGGUCCGCUCCAAGUUCCACCGGAGGAUCCUGCGACAGCUGAAGAACCCGGACAUGGCUCUGUGCCCCCACUUCUCCGCCUCCGACCUCCACCUGGUCAACCUCUAA